UGUUUUUGAUGUAUUUUAUGGUCAGAAAGUGGAGUAGCAAGCGCAGAAGAGAAUAGUUGUUGGGGAAGAGGGAGGGUUUACUAUGGUAUAGUAGUACUACAGGUCUCUUAGCUCUGACAUAAACAUCCAUUUCAUGACCGCCAUGACAAGCUCGAUGCCCGCGUCUCCGCCGCCUCUGGGUCGAGUCUAGUGGUCCAUCUUCACACACUGCUAUAUUACUUCUCUGUCUCUCUAGCUAAUUCAUUUUUUGUCUUGGGGUUAGAUUUUCAUGAUCCUUCAAAUAUAAUCUUCAGAAACCCACUUUCUAAUUUUGUGAUUUUGGAGGAAGAAACAAAAGAAGAAAUCGAUAUAAACCCAACAUCCAAAAUGGUUCCUCUGCAACUAGUACUACUGAACAUCUGUUUCUGAAGAUAUAUAUUUUGGAUUGUUUCUUUUUCUUCCUUUCAUCUUUGCAGAAUCAUAUACAGUACUUACUUAUAGAAACAAGAAUAAAAGGUUCAUCUCAACACCGUGGAUUGUCAUUUCUGAGUAAGAUUCUCUUAUUCUUCUCCUUCAAUACACAGAAACAGACACGUUGAUUUCUAAUCCUCACUCUCUUUGAAACGGCACCCAAAAUCCCGUAUCCGCGUAAACUACAUGCACGAUAGAAACUCAGAAAAAUUACAAGUAGAGAAAGUAAGUGUUGAAGUCUUGAGAGCGUGGAGAGAGAUAAGUAUUCAUCAUGGAAGACAUGAAAGGUCUGCAGCAGCAGCAGCAACUACAGCAGCAGCAGCAAGAUAUAAGAUCAGGUGGAGUGAUGAAGCAACAAUCUCAACAACAAAUACUUCUACAAGAAAACCCACAACCACAACAACCACAAAAAUGUCCUCGUUGUGAAUCACUUAAUACAAAGUUUUGCUAUUACAACAAUUACAGUUUAUCUCAACCUAGAUAUUUUUGUAAAGGAUGUAGAAGGUAUUGGACUCAAGGAGGAACCCUAAGAAAUGUUCCAGUUGGUGGUGGUUGUAGAAAAGGAAAAAGAUCAACACAAAACAAAAAACCAACAACUUCGUCUUCUUCUGCUACGUCUACUCAAGAUCAUCAUCAGCAACAGAAUGUAUCACAAAGUUCAACAUCCAAGACUUUAUUAAUGCCUUCUUCUGCUGCAAACCCGAGUCCUAUUUAUUAUUACCCAGGUGUGGGCGGGGGUAGUAUAGGAGCAGCAUCAGGGAUGUUUUUAUCAUCAUUGGCACCUUAUCAAUCUUUUAACCAGCAGAUACCCAUCAGUGCAAAUAAUGAUCACAACAAUAUUGGGGUUUCUAAUAAGGCUUUGCUACAAGGUUUUAGUCUUCCUUCUUUCCAGCAUCAACAAAAGCAACAUCAACUUCAACCUCAUUCACAAUACCUCAACAUGGGUGGAAUUACUAAAGAAGAAAAACCAAUUUUACCUUUGGAAGCAGGAAAUCUAAUUAGACCUCCUUCUACUCAGCAGCAUCAUCAUCAAGAAUGGUUUCUUCCGAACUUCAACAACAGUAAUCCAAUCGGUACCUCAGAAGGAGUUAACUAUUGGGACAGCCAAACCACCACCACCACCACCACCACCAACACAAACAAUGACAAUACCGCUACAGUAAGUACUACUGAUAGUACUACUACCACUCCUGUGAACCCACCACCAUCAACAGCAAUUCAGCAUCACUGGUCUGAUUUAGGAGGCAGUUUUGGUACUCCUACUACUACUGAUCAACCUUCUUCUCCUCCUUCAUCUUUGUUAUAACUUCUUCGUGAAGUUAAGUUAAUGAUCUGACCAUUUUUAUGACUGUAUACAUGAAAGAUCAGGACUUCUUUUGUUUGUUUUGGUGAUCUUUUUUUUCCACCCAUACAUCAUUAAUUUUUUGUUUCUUUUCUACCUUUUGUUUCUUUUGGUCUUUUUUAAUGGGCAUGUUUACUAGUA
Molecule: messenger RNA, 1933 nt
Organism: Papaver somniferum (opium poppy)
Lineage: Eukaryota; Viridiplantae; Streptophyta; Magnoliopsida; Ranunculales; Papaveraceae
Product: dof zinc finger protein DOF1.4-like
Exons: 2
Coding region: 722-1756 (344 amino acids)
Biological process (GO): regulation of DNA-templated transcription
Molecular function (GO): DNA-binding transcription factor activity; DNA binding
Source: RefSeq, a predicted model, not a curated record